UGGCAUGCAAAGUAAAAAUGUCCCAAUGCACCAACAAAAUGUUCAAAUCCAUAGUGAUAAUGGCAACAAUACUCAUGACAUCAUCCAAACUCUACCGCGCCUCCCCAAUGGCAGCGCGGGCAACAAAGCAGACAUUCAUUGUUCACAUGGCCAAGCUGCAAAUGCCUCCCGGCUUCAAUCACCACACAAACUGGUACGAAUCGGCUCUCAAAUCGGUCUCCGGAUCGGAGGAGAUGAUUUACGUGUACGAAGCCGCGGCCCACGGGUUCUCAGCCAGGCUCAGGGCGGAUGAAGCUCUGUUUCUUGAAAGCCAGGCUGGGGUUUUGUCUGUGAGGCCGGAGAGGAAGUACGUGCUCCACACAACAAGAACCCCAUUGUUUCUGGGGCUUGAAUCGGAUUACUUGUUGCCCGGGUUGGUUGCUGAUGAGAGCGGCAUUGUCAUCGGAGUAAUUGACACCGGCGUCUGGCCGGAGAGCAGGAGCUUCAAAGAUGAUGGGCUUGGCCCGGUUCCGAGUUCGUGGAAAGGCGCGUGCGAGACGGGUACCAAUUUCACCGCCUUGAAUUGCAACCGGAAGCUCGUUGGUGCGAGGUACUUCCUAAAAGGUUAUGAGGCAGAAAAGGGGCCAGUCAACGAGUCUCUGGAGUACAGGUCUCCGAGAGACGACAAUGGACAUGGGACCCACACAGCCUCAACCGCCGGAGGGUCGCAAGUUCCCGGUGCCAAUCUUCUCGGUUACGCAAAGGGAACUGCUCGGGGAAUGGCUACAAACGCCAGGGUCGCGGCUUACAAAGCCUGCUGGAAAGGCGGGUGUUUCGACUCCGACGUCUUGGCCGCCAUGGACGCCGCCAUCGGAGACGGCGUCGACGUCCUCUCGCUGUCUCUCAGCGAUUACUACGACGACUAUUUCAGUGACUCCGUUGCUGUUGGAGCACUCGCCGCGGCGGAGAAGGGAAUUCUUGUUUCCUGCUCUGUCGGAAACGGCGGUCCCGACCCUUACAGUGUGACCAACGUCGCGCCGUGGAUCGUGAGCGUCGGCGCCGGGAGUCUUGACCGUACUUUCCCGGCUCCGGUAAGGCUCGGUAACGGAAUUAAACUUCCUGGGGUGUCGCUUUAUAGAGGCGUUCCGCUUCCGGCCAAGGCGCUCCCCUUUGUGUACGGCGGAAAUGUUAGUUUCCGUAGUGAUGGGAAUCUGUGUGUGAACGGGAGUCUAGAUCCGGAGAAGGUGAAGGGCAAAAUUGUACUUUGCGAGAGGGGGAAAAAUUCAAGAGUUCAAAAGGGAUCGGUGGUAAAAGCCGCCGGCGGGGUGGGGAUGGUGCUGGUGAACACCGCCCAAGUGGGAGACGAAUUGGUGGCGGAUGCUCAUAUACUUCCGGCGACUCACGUCAGCAAAAAGACCGGCGACGCCGUGAAGGCUUACUUGUUCUCCAAUCCCAACGCGACAACUACUAUUUCCUUCCGGGGAACAAAAGUGGGCAUCAGGCCGUCACCUGUGGUGGCAGCCUUUAGCUCACGUGGCCCCAACCCACUCACGCCAGAAAUACUGAAACCAGACUUUAUUGCCCCUGGAGUCAAUAUUCUGGCAGGAUGGACUGGGGCCAGGAGUCCAACGGGUUUGCCAGAAGAUACCCGACGGGUGGAGUUUAACAUGGAAUCAGGGACAUCAAUGUCGUGUCCGCACGUGAGUGGUGUAGCCGCCCUCGUUAAGGCGGAGCACCCAGACUGGAGCCCCGCCGCCGUCCGCUCGGCACUGAUGACCACGGCUUACUCGGCCUACAUGUCUGGCGACCAGCUAAUAGACGCCGCGACAGGAGAGCGAUCCACCCCAUUUGAUUACGGGUCGGGUCACAUCGACCCAAUAUCCGCUUUUGAUCCAGGGCUCGUCUACGACAUAAAACCGGACGAUUAUCUCGACUUUAUCUGCGCUUUGAACUAUACUCCAUCCCAAAUCUUAACAUUGGCAAGAAAAAACUUCAGUUGCGACCCGACUCGAACUUACAGCGUAACGGAUCUCAAUUACCCAUCGUUCGUGGUUGUUUUUUCGGGCGGGAAAUCUUCAAUCAACUACACGCGGACACUCACUAACGUCGGAGAAUCUGGGACGUACGAAGUUUAUGUGUCUUCCCCAGAUGGGGUUGAAAUAUUGGUAGAACCACAAACUCUUUCUUUUACUGAUGUGGGAGAGACACAAUCAUACAUGGUGACUUUUACUGCUACAACAAUGGCGGCUUCGGGUAGCAAUGUGUUUGGGGAGAUUGAGUGGUCUGAUGGAAUGCAUGUUGUGGGUAGUCCAGUUGCAAUCACUUGGUCGUAAAGGAUGUCUUUUUCAACAAAUUAGCAUAUGAUGUCAUGUAUGCAUAAAUAUAUGGCCAGCUUCUAUGGCCACUCUCUUUAAGUGGUUGCGGAAGUCUCUCUACGAUGUUUAAUUCGUAAAAUUGAUAAUUCUUAUCUUUUAACCCCAUUAGUAAGUCCUCACCUAAUCCCGACUCUAAUCCAUUCCUCUAACCAUGUUAAUUGCGGGAAAAAUUUAGUUGAGUUCGGUGUCAAAAUUUUGACUCCAAAAUUAAUUACUUUCAUCCUG
Cuscuta campestris is the source of this 2579-nucleotide messenger RNA. NCBI's taxonomy places the organism in Eukaryota, Viridiplantae, Streptophyta, Magnoliopsida, Solanales, Convolvulaceae. The record is from the annotation of a GenBank genome assembly.